Molecule: messenger RNA, 1062 nt
Organism: Lithohypha guttulata
Lineage: Eukaryota; Fungi; Ascomycota; Eurotiomycetes; Chaetothyriales; Trichomeriaceae
Product: adenine deaminase
Exons: 1
Coding region: 1-1062 (353 amino acids)
Biological process (GO): hypoxanthine salvage; adenine catabolic process
Cellular component (GO): cytosol
Molecular function (GO): adenine deaminase activity
Source: RefSeq, a predicted model, not a curated record
AUGGCAAACAACAACACCACCACCAACGAUUCUCUAACAACCUUCAUCGCUCACCUCCCCAAAGCCGAGCUCCACGUCCACCUCGAAGGCUGCCUAACACCACAACUCGCGCAAACCCUUGCCCAGCGCAACAACGUCCCCGUUCCCAACAGCGUCAAACAAGCCUCCACCACCUCGUCUUCCGGCUUCGCCUUCCACGAUCUCUCCUCCUUCCUCGCCGUCUAUUACCCAGCCAUGACCGUGCUGCAAACAGCCGCGGACUUCCACGACCUGGCCAUGGAUUACCUCACCAAAGCGCACGAGCAAAACGUGCUACAUUGUGAAUUGUUCUUCGACCCGCAAGCUCAUACGAGUCGAGGGGUGCCGUUUCCAACAGUUGUGAGUGGAUAUCGUUCCGCCGUCCUCCAGGCUCAGCGAGAACUCGGUGUCAGCACAAGUCUGAUCAUGUGUUUUCUGCGUGAUAUGUCCGCAGAAUUUGCGAUGGCAACAUUGAUGGAUGCGCUACCGUUCAAAGAUUGCAUCAUUGGUGUGGGACUCGAUAGCGACGAGCGAGGGAAUCCACCAAGGAAGUUUGCGGAGGUGUUCGAGCGAGCUCGGAAGGAGGGGUUCAUGCGAACGAUGCAUUGCGACGUUGAUCAGGUGGGGAGUAUUGAGCAUAUUCGGCAGGCGCUAGAAGAGAUAGGGGUGGAUCGUUUAGAUCAUGGGACGAAUAUUGUCGAGGAUGCCAGGCUUGUGGACAUGGUACGAGAGAAGAGGAUCGGUUUGACCUGUUGUCCAAUCAGCAACUCGGUAGUUUGCAGCGACUUCAAGGGGAAGGAAAUCAUGCAGCUCUUCCGACAGGGGGCGAGGGUCACGAUCAACAGCGACGAUCCAGCGUACUUUCGAGGGUAUGCGAACGAAAACGUGCUGAGACUUGCAAGAGAAGAGGAAUUAAAAGUCACCAGGAAGGAGCUAGUGGGAUUAAUGAAGAACGCCUUUGAAAUUAGCUGGAUUUCAAGUUGGAGGAGGGAUGCGUUUUUGAAAGUACUUGAUGAAUAUGCUGGACGACACAGGAUUUCUUAG